This is a messenger RNA of Solanum stenotomum, 1294 nucleotides long. RefSeq names its product eukaryotic translation initiation factor 3 subunit I-like. NCBI's taxonomy places the organism in Eukaryota, Viridiplantae, Streptophyta, Magnoliopsida, Solanales, Solanaceae. Gene Ontology annotation, molecular function: translation initiation factor activity; RNA binding; protein binding. Gene Ontology annotation, cellular component: cytoplasm; eukaryotic translation initiation factor 3 complex, eIF3m. The coding region runs from base 124 to 1104 and encodes 326 amino acids. Gene Ontology annotation, biological process: cytoplasmic translational initiation. The record is from RefSeq and is a predicted model, not a curated record. The transcript has 8 exons.
CAGCAAAUAAAAACCCUGCAACCGUCUUCUUCUCUCUCCAUCUUUUCUCAGCGGCGAACUUACUCCGGCGACGAACAACAAUCUCACUGAGGGGAUCACUCCGGCGACCGGCUACGAACAACGAUGAGGCCAAUAUUGAUGAAGGGCCAUGAAAGGCCGUUAACUUUUCUAAAGUACAACAGAGAUGGAGAUCUGCUCUUCUCUUGCGCCAAGGACCAUACCCCUACCGUUUGGUUUGCCGAUAACGGCGAGCGCCUCGGAACUUACCGUGGCCAUAACGGUGCCGUUUGGUGCUGCGACGUUUCUCGGGAUUCGUCCAGGCUAAUAACUGGAAGUGCGGAUCAGACUGCAAUGUUGUGGGAUGUCCAAACUGGUACCCAGCUGCACACAUUCACCUUUGACUCCCCUGCUAGGUCUGUUGAUUUUUCGGUUGGCGAUAAACUUGCAGUGAUCACCACUGAUCCUUUUAUGGGACUGACAUCUGCUAUCCAUGUCAAACGUAUCAGCAAAGAUCCCAGUGAACAAAUUAGUGAGUCGGUGCUCGUCUUAAAGGGUCCCCAGGGAAGAAUCAACAGAGCUGUGUGGGGACCCCUGAAUAAAACAAUUAUAAGUGCUGGUGAAGAUGCUGUAAUACGUAUCUGGGAUGCUGAGACUGGAAAGAUACUGAAGGAGUCUGACAAGGAAAUCGGUCAUAAAAAGGGUAUUACGUCACUACAAAAAUCAGUGGAUGGUUCGCACUUCAUUACUGGUUCUCUUGAUAAAUCUGCAAAGCUCUGGGACAUCAGAACUUUGACACUUAUCAAGAACUAUACGACCGAACGACCAGUGAAUGCUGUCACUAUGUCGCCGCUUCUUAAUCAUGUGGUUUUGGGAGGUGGUCAAGACGCUUCAGCUGUCACCACUACUGAUCAUCGUGCUGGAAAGUUUGAGGCCAAGUUCUAUGACAAGAUUCUUACUGAAGAAAUAGGAGGUGUUAAAGGGCAUUUUGGACCAAUAAAUGCUUUGGCUUUCAAUCCUGAUGGGAAAAGUUUUGCAAGUGGUGGUGAAGAUGGAUAUGUGAGAUUGCAUCAUUUUGACCAGGAUUACUUCAACAUCAAGAUUUAGAUUUUGAUAGGACCAGGUUUUGUAAGUGUGUACUUUUGGGUAUGAUGGACAUUGACGUUUCUCUGGAGGAAGCGUCUUUCUGGUUAUCUCCAAUGAAUUUUUUGUAUGCUUUUAUUGUUGCAACCUAUGUUCAUCGUACAAGAGAAACUAACAUUUUAUUUCUGGACAAGUUGAGCAAAACAUAUUUACU